AUGGCAGAAGCUGCAGUGAUAAGUGCAACUGUAAAGGCCCUUUUGCAACCUCCAUUAGAGAAGGCCGUAGCCCUCAUUUCUGAACAGCUGAAUCUUUCAUGGGGUUUCAAGAAAGACUUGAAAAGGCUGAGAAGAUCACUGAUCAUAAUUCAAGCCUUCUUGCUUGAUGCACAGACACCUGCAGUCAGAGGUGAGGCCCUCAAGCUCUGGUUGCAGAGCCUUGAAGAUGUUGCUUUUGAUGCCGAUGAUGUCUUGGAUGAGUUCAGCUACGAAAUGCUCAGACUGAAGGUUAAGAAAACUUCUAGCCGAGGAAAGAAAAAGGUAAGCUUCUUCUUCUCUCUGUCGCAAAAUUCAAUACUGUUUCAUUGGAAAAUGGUUCCUAAAGUUCAAGAAGUGACUGUAAACUUAAAAUUGCUGAACGAAGAAGCAAGUAGCUUUGGCCUCCAAGCUCAAAUGGAAUGUUCAAGUACAACUAAGACUAGCUUUCCUAUUUGUGCUGAUAAUAGAAUUGGAAUAAGAAGAGAGACUGACUCUGCAACUUGUGAUCCAAUAAUGGUUGGAAGAGAUGAGAAUUUAUUGGAAAUAGUUAGUAAGUUAUUGAGUCCAACUGACGAGGUUGUUUCAGUUGUACCACUGGUGGGCAUGGGAGGGAUAGGGAAGACAACCCUAGCUCGGCUUGUUUUCAAUAAUAAACGUGUUAAGAGGCAUUUUGAUAAGAGAAUUUGGGUUUGCGUGUCUGAAACAUUUGAUGCCAUCAGGCUGUUUCGAUUAAUUCUAGAAUCAUUGACACGGAAAAAUGUUGAGGUAGGGAGUAGGGAUGUGAUAAUUCAAGAAAUUCAAAAGGAAUUGGGAGGUCGGAGAUAUCUGCUUGUCCUAGAUGAUGUGUGGAAUGAGAUCCCUGCGGUGUGGGAUGAUUUCAUGGGGUCUUUGUCAGGAGUUAACCAAAAUAAGGGCAAUCACAUUAUUGUGACAACUCGAAAGCAACAGGCUGCAUCCUUCAUAGCAAAUCAUCCUCUACUUGUCUUGGGGAAAUUAUCAAGUGAUGAGUGUUGGUCCAUCAUAAAAGAAAAAGCAUCUUUGGGCCGAGUAAUACCUUUUGAAUUGGAAGACAUAGGGAGGAAGAUUGCUGAAAAAUGUCAAGGUUUGCCAUUAGCUGCAAGCAUAAUUGGUGGCAUGCUAAGAAAUAAAGAAAGUGAUGAGUGGCUCUCAAUUCUAGAGAGCAGCCUGUUAGGUUCAAGUGCUAAUGGAAAUAGCAUCUUGCAACUACUUAAAUUGAGCUUUGAUCACUUGCCAUCUCCAUAUUUGCAAAAAUGUUUUGCUUACUGCUCAAUUUUCAGCAAGGAUCAUGACAUUGAAAGGGAACAACUAAUUCAACUCUGGAUGGCAGAGGGAUAUAUUCAACCAAGUGUUGGAAAUGGACCAGAAAAGGAGAACAUGGGCUAUGCCUUUUUUGACAUUUUGCUGAAGAGUUCCUUAUUUCAGGAAGUAAUAUUGGAUGAGUAUUGCAACAUAACACAUUGUAAAAUGCAUGAUCUUGUACAUGAUCUUGCACAAUCUGUUUCCGAUUUUGGAAAAACUGGUGCGGACGGAACUUACAAGAUUCGUUACCUUGCACUGGAAUCAUUUGGAGAAAAGACAUGUCCAAUUAGCAAGGACAAUGCGAGAUAUCUGCGGACAUUGUUCUUGGAAACUAAUACAUUUGAUGAUGUUCCUACUUGCAAGUUCUUGCGUGUUCUUAACUUGAGUUGGGCAGAGAUUGAGCAAUUGCCAACCUCAAUUUGCAGGUUGAUACAUUUACGGUAUCUUGAUCUAUCAAGUACUGCAAUCAAAGGUUUGCCAAUCUCUGUUUGCAAGCUUUACAACUUGGAGACUUUGAGAGUUAAGGAGUGCUAUUCUCUAAGAGAGCUUCCUGAUAAGUUCAGGAAUUUGAUAAGCCUGAGGCAUUUUGAUUUUUCUACAUUCGAUUCCAAGUUCGAAAUGCCACCUAAAAUAGGGCAACUUACUUGUCUUCAAACAUUAAGAUUCUUCAAUGUUGGUCAUGAUAAGGGUCGUCAGAUUGAAGAAUUGGGAUUUCUAAAAAACCUUUCUGGUAGGCUGGUUAUCCGCAAUCUUGAGAGAGUCAAGGACAAAGAAGCAGCCCAAAGGGCAGAUUUGUUUGGAAAGCCAAAUCUAUACAAGUUGGAAUUCGAGUGGAGUUGGGACAGGAAUGGUGUUAUGAAUGACAAGAAUGUGCUGAAAGGUCUCCAGCCUCACCCAAAUUUGAAAAGCUUGACAAUCCGAGAUUUUAUGGGAGAUCGGUUACCUUCAUGGGUUAUGAGAAUGGAAGUUUGUAUUGAUAAUUCAUUCCUGAGACUCAAAAAUUUGAUAGAGGUCAAAUUGUUGCACUGCAGAAACUUGCAGGAAAUCCCAACAUUUGGGCAUCUGCCAUUUCUUGAGCGUCUUGUACUAGAUGGACUACAUAAGAUAACAAGCAUUAGAUCUUCAUUCUACAACAAUGGUGCUUCUGUGGGUGGUCAAGGACGAACAAAGUUAUUUCCAGCACUCAAGGCUCUGAUCCUAGACAAUAUGCCCAACCUUACAGAGUGGAUGGAGGCUGAUGUUACGUCAACAGCAGGUAAUAUGGAAGUGUUUCCCUCCCUUGAAGAGUUGAAGAUAAGGUAUUGUACCCGAUUGACCACUGCUCCCAGCCAUUUCUCUCAUCUUAAAAAAUUAGAGAUCAAGCAUGUUAACCAUGGCUUACCAGUUACAAAAAUUUGCAGUGAAGUGAAGACUCUCAUAAGUCUAGAUAUUGAACGUGUGUGUCAUCUCACUUCUCUUCCGGAUGUGCUAUCACAUAACAAUCAGAAUCUUGAAUUUCUGAAGUUGAAGCACUGUCCUGAUUUAACUCAUAUUGUUCCCGAAUGGGGCUUUGGUGCUUGUCUUCGUGAGUUCCAGAUAUGCAAUUGUGAUAAUCUUAUGGAACUUCCUAAUGACUUGCAUAGCCUCAAAUCUCUUGAAAGACUGGAGAUAGACUCAUGCCCCAAACUCAAGUCCUUUCCAACUCCAAACGGACAGGAAGGUCUUAAGUCCCUUCGGCAUCUGAGGAUAUACAACUGUGGAGGAUUAACCAGUCUGCCUGGUGAAAUGCUUGACUCAUGUACCUGGCUUGAGUCCUUGUGGGUGAAUUACUGCCGCAAUCUUGCAUCCCUUCCCGUUAAUUUGCAUCAUAUGUCUGCUCUCUCAUCCUUGGAAGUAUUCAAAUGUCCGAAAUUGACCAGUUUGCCUGAGGGGCUUUGCUGUCUUAGCAGAUUAAGUGAACUACAGAUUGGUCCAUUUUCGAAUUCUAUGGAUUUUGAUCCUUUUCAAAUCAUCUUCAAUGGCCUUCAUUUACUGUCCUCGUCCCUCCGGGAACUAACUUUAUAUGGCUGGCCUCAUUGGGAUGCUCUGCCCUGUCAACUUCAGCAUCUCACAGCCCUAACGGAGCUACAGAUACAUAAUUUUUCUAUAGAUGCUUUGCCACAUUGGAUUGGGAACCUUGUGUCUCUCGAAGCACUGUGUCUACAUUUUUGUGAAAAACUGCGCUUUUUACCUUCUAUGCGAGACCUUAGCAAAUUGAACAGCCUGUCAAUCCUGUUCUGUCCCUUGCUAGAGGAAAGAUGCACCCCUCAAAUUGGCCCUGACUCCCAGUGGUCCAGGAUUUCCCAUAUUCCUCAUAUUUAUAUAGAUGGAAGAAGAAUCCAGGCCUAG
This is a messenger RNA of Coffea eugenioides, 3726 nucleotides long. Its product is annotated as putative disease resistance protein RGA3. The coding region runs from base 1 to 3726 and encodes 1241 amino acids. The transcript has a single exon. Lineage: Eukaryota; Viridiplantae; Streptophyta; Magnoliopsida; Gentianales; Rubiaceae. The record is from RefSeq and is a predicted model, not a curated record. Gene Ontology annotation, molecular function: ADP binding. Gene Ontology annotation, biological process: defense response to other organism.